CUAUGGAAGGGAUGUGAGUUUGCCUAGCCACAGCUAACGGUGAUGAGUGAGUGUGUGUGGGGGGCGGAGAAUAUAAGAGGGGAUACGGAGGACAGUCGGCAGACCUGUGCAUCAAUAGCAUACACACCCACACUCACACUCACACACACACAGCAUGAGUUCAGGCAGGAGCACGCGCUGCUGGAUUUAAAAGCAUAAGUUUGCCUAACAUGCCAAGCCUACUCCACGAACCCCUGACACCACUGUAUACUAUGGAGAGGGACGAUUCCAAGCGAAACAGGAACAUUGGAAAGACCUUCAUGUGUCGGCUGCAGUGCAUGUUCUCACACUCCUCAUCGACCCCGGAGACGAGGCUAACUUUAGAAGACACCCAACAAUGGGCCCAGUCUCUAGAGCGACUUCUGGAAUCGAAAUACGGCCUGGCGACAUUCCGCACCUACCUGAGGUCAGAGUUCAGCGAUGAGAAUAUUGAGUUCUGGCUGACAUGUGAAGAGUACAAGAAGAUGAAAUCCUCCUUCAGGAUGUCCUCCAGGGCCAAGAAGAUCUACGAGCAGUUUGUCAAGGCAGAGUCCCCGAAAGAGAUAAAUAUUGACUACCAGACGAGAGAGCAGAUUAAGAGGAAUGUGAAGAACCCGACGUUGAACAGCUUCGACGAGGCUCAGAGGAUCGUGUACGGCCUGAUGGAGAGAGACUCGUACCCGCGCUUCAUACGCUCCGACAUGUACCGCACCCUACUGGAAAACCUCGCAGCAGACUCCACGCAGCACGACAGCUAAACAUCCCCCGAUAGCCUACACGUAACCCACCUCCUCUCUCUUCCUCUCCUCUCAUACCCUGCUAGAAAACAACAACAAACCGAGACGUCAGCAAAGUGAACUGGACAGCUGUUGGGUUUCUAAGAAUUCCAGAACUCUGCUGAUGCUGACAGAACACAACAGAACAGACAGGACGACACUUUGCAAGAUGGAUGACGCAGGCCGCUAGCCAUCACUACUGCCAUGAUGAAGCCUCCCUCCCUUACCUCCGCAUCUCCACUGCCACUUGCUAUGGACCACAAAGACAUGACUUGGGGAGAGCGUUUUGACACUGGAAGUGCUGGUUCUUAGGGUUCGGUGGGA
Molecule: messenger RNA, 1118 nt
Organism: Engraulis encrasicolus (European anchovy)
Lineage: Eukaryota; Metazoa; Chordata; Actinopteri; Clupeiformes; Engraulidae
Product: regulator of G-protein signaling 13-like
Exons: 5
Coding region: 210-776 (188 amino acids)
Source: RefSeq, a predicted model, not a curated record